Messenger RNA from Bacillus rossius redtenbacheri, 1345 nucleotides. Its product is annotated as pupal cuticle protein 36-like. The transcript has 2 exons. NCBI's taxonomy places the organism in Eukaryota, Metazoa, Arthropoda, Insecta, Phasmatodea, Bacillidae. Bases 68 to 1246 code for a protein of 392 amino acids. The record is from RefSeq and is a predicted model, not a curated record.
UUCAGCGUCUGGUGCCAAGCGCACCACCGCCAGGUUUUCCUCCUGCAAACUGCCUCACCCCGCCAUCAUGAAGAACACGGUAUGUGUUGUCAUUUUGGCGCUGGCCGCCAUCACUACUGCCGAGGAAACGAAGAAUGAUGGCAAGAAGCAGGAAAAGCGAGGACUGCUCGAGCUGGGCUACGGCGGCGGCGGCGGCGGCGGUGGAUUCGGCGGCGGCGGCCAUGGAUAUGGCGAUCUGGGAGGAGGGUACGGGUCGGGCGGAGCCGGCAGUGGUGGAUAUGCUUCGGUUGGAUCCUUCGGCGGUGGCUUCGGUUCGGGCGGAGCUGGCAGCGGUGGCUUCGGUUCGGGCGGAGCUGGCAGCGGGGGCUUCGGUUCGGGCGGAGCUGGCAGCGGGGGCUUCGGUUCGGGCGGAGCUGGCAGCGGGGGCUUCGGUUCGGGCGGAGCCGGUGGCGGCUACGCUCUAGGACCCGGCCAGGUCAGGGCCAUCACGAUCCACCAGGAGGUGCCCGUGGGAGUGCCGCAGCCCGUGCCAUACCCGGUGGAGAGGCCUGUGCCAUACCCAGUCAAGGUGCCCGUGCACGUGCCCGUGGACAGGCCCUACCCCGUCCACGUGCCCAGGCCUGUUCCUGUACCAGUGGAGAAGCCAGUCCCCUACCCGGUGGAGAAGCACGUGCCUUACCCCGUGAAGGUGCCGGUGAAGGUUGCCGUGCCCCAACCGUACCCCGUGCACAUCCCUAGGCCAGUGGCAGUUCCCGUGUCCAGGCCGGUGCCCGUGCCGGUACCUCAGCCCUACUUGGUGGAGAGGACCGUCCCCGUGAUUGUCGAGAGCCAGUCAGCUGGAGGGUUCUCAGGUGGGUCUGGAGGCUUUGGAGGUGGCCUUGGAGGUGGCCUUGGAGGUAACCUUGGAGGUGGCCUUGGAGGUAACCUUGGAGGUGGCCUUGGAGGAGGCUUCGGAGGUGGCUUCGGAGGUGUCGGAGGUGGAUUUGGAAGUUUCGGCGGCGGACACGGUGGUUCUGGAGGCGGGUUCAGCGGACUGGGUGGCGGCCAUGGGGGCUCGUCGUCCUACGGGGGCAUCAGCUCAGGGGGUCACGGAGGAUUCAGCGGCAUCGGCUCGUCCUUCGGGGGAUCGUCGGGAGGCCACGGCGGCUCGGGCAGCAGCUACAGCAGUGUCGUGUCCCACGGCGGGUACGGAAGUGCUGGCGGCAGCAGUUUGGGAGGAGGAUAUGGCGGAUAUCACCAUGGUUAAUGUGUAUUUGUCAGCUUGAAACUCGUCUUUCUUUGUACUUUACUUUUGUAUAAAUUUUCACAUGCAUUUGUCAUAAAAUAAAUGAACUAUAGAAACCUA